AUGUCUACCAACAACACCACGCCCCAACAAGAUCCAGACCUCGUGGAUGAUUGCGACCAAACUGUUCCCCCGUACUCAAGUCUUCAGUCUCCCCCAUACAAUGGUACUGAUCCCGACGACUACGACACCGACUCUUCCCAAGAAAGCCUCCACAUCGUUGUCAAUCGUGGUACGCACAUCCAAGGGGACCGCUACGUACAUGUAUGUCAACGCCAACCGCAACGUUCGCGGCCGUCGCCUCGUAUCAACCUCACUAUCAACGCCAAUGUGACCUUGACGGGCAAUAACAUCCUCGCUACCCGCGAUAUGGAUCUUUACAGGCAAAUGACCGGACUCAACAACCCUCCUGCUCGGCGUGUCAGCACAACCGUCCAGCUACCCCCACCGACUCGUGCUCGGGAACCUCUUGAAGUCUCUAUUUCCCAAGGUCGUUCUUCGCUGCAUUACUGCUCAACAUCGGUGACCGAUGCUCCCCCGGAUGACGUUCAGCAGGCUCCUUCUCAACUUCGUCGCCAGGCUUCAAUCAUUGGGCAUGCUGAGCGUUUUCGCCGCAUGAGCCAAUCCAGCUCCGCCGUGGAGGGUGCAGAGGCGAUCCAGGAGAGCUUGAACACGCACCCACCUGCUUCUAGGACGCCGGAACGCAACGGCCAUAAAAAAGACAACGACGAUGACUUAUACUCGGGUUCUUAG
This is a messenger RNA of Westerdykella ornata, 690 nucleotides long. RefSeq lists its product as uncharacterized. NCBI's taxonomy places the organism in Eukaryota, Fungi, Ascomycota, Dothideomycetes, Pleosporales, Sporormiaceae. The transcript has 2 exons. The coding region runs from base 1 to 690 and encodes 229 amino acids. The record is from RefSeq and is a predicted model, not a curated record.